CAAUCACUUUUUCCAGCAAUCCAAUACGAAUACGUUGCUUGUACUAGUACUUGCCAUGCCUGUAUCGUUCCUUCUAUGGAUCGAUAGAUAUACGAUUGCGACUGGACCAAAUCUCUUUGCCUCUCCUACAGUUUUUUAGCACCACUCGAAAAGCACAAUCGCAAAAACCAACAACCAUGACAUCAUUCAACUUCAAUCGCAGCAACAGGACUAGGCACCUUUUGGUGCUCGGACUAUCUAUCGUGGUAUUUGCCGUCCUCGGAAAUUUCGUGGAAAGCAUCAACCUUGUCGCAAGAGUAGACGAGGAUUCUAAAUUAUUCAGCAACAUCAAAACUGGCGACAAUAUAGGCCGCAUUCGUGGGAGCAGGGUCCGCAGGGCUUUGUCCUCCGAUGACGAUGAAGGGAAAGGAGCAAAGGGCAGCAAAGGGUCAAAGAACGGAGACGACGACGACGACGACAGAGGAACCAAAGGUGGAAAAGGCUCUAAGAGCGGAAAAGGAUCAAAGAAAUCCUACUAUGGGGACGAUGAUGACGAUGGAAAGGGAUCCAAGAGCGGAAAAACAUCGAAAAGCGCUAAAGGAUCCAAGGGCGGAAAAGCAUCGAAGAGUGCAAAAGGAUCAAAAAGUUACUUUAACGGAGACGACGACGACGAUGAUGAUGGAAAAGGAUCCAAACGUAAGAAGGGGUCAAAGACAUCUAAGAGUAGGAGCAAGAAAAGCCAUAGCAGCACCACAGAAUCCAGGAUCGAUGUUGAGAGCUCCUCCGUAGAUAAACCAAAAAAUUCCAUGACCUCUCAAGAAAAAGAUCACAAAGAACACAUCGCCGAUAUCGGAGAGCAAGGUCGGGGCAUUUUUGCUGGCAUGCGACCUGACCUAUGGGGUGAGCUUAACGAGGAAGAUCAGAGCGACAAAAUCGUCGUUGACACCACUCAAUCCCAACAACAAGAUCUUUCUCCGAAAGAGGAUAGCAACAGUGCUGCAAACGAUAGAAUUGUCGAAAGCACCCAAUCCCAAUCUCAACAUUCAAAGGAAGACAUUGGUGGUACUGGCGAGGUAACCAUCGAGGAUACAAGCCAAUCUCAAAAACAAAUUCUAGAGGACGACAUUGAUGGUACUAGCGAAACAACAGUUGUCGAAACUACCCAUUCCCAAAGUCCAAAUGAAGACAUUGGUGUUGCUGAUGCUGUAACCGAUAUGGAUACAACCCAUUCUAAAGACAAUAUUCUAGAGGAUGAUAUUGGUGACAAUAGUGCGACAGCCGUUGUCGACGCCACCCAAUCCCAAGGUCUAAAGGAAGAGAUUGGUGGCACUGUCGAAGAAAACGCCGAGGAUACAACCCAUUCUAAAGAACAAAUUCUAGAGGACGAUAUUGAAGGCAAUAGUCAAACAUCUAUUGUUGACAUCAUCCAAUCCAAAGAAGAAAAUAUUUCUCCAGAAGAAAAUAUCCCUGAAGGAACUGGCGAUACAAUUGAUGCCGACACAGCUCCAUUGGAAGAAGAGAAGAAUAUUCGUACCGUUCAGCUUUUUCAUCCAGAAGCUUUGGAUGAAUGUGUAACAUACGACAAAGAGCUCGAAGAAAUGACUAUAUUCAUGUCAGAAUGUUCAACAUUAAACAACGAUACGAGACACGAUGAUUACUGGGAAAUUCUUCAAGCAAGAGUAUCAAUAAAUAAUACGGAAGGAAAUACCUUCCAUUUGCGUCACAAAGCGACUCAAUUGUGCAUACCAAUGAACACGGAAAAUCCUGAUGCUUCCUUCAAUUGCCAGCGGUACUUUGGAAUGAAUGAGGCAAUUGCCGAUUCUUUCAACGGUUUGAUUGACUGUGAUAGUGGUGUUGCUGCUGUCUUUGGAAUGGGUGGGGUCUCAAAUUCAUUAUACCUAAAAAAUGCCGGUUGUUCUGACAUGGCGAUAUCAGAUAACAAGUCAGAUCUGGACAUCGUAUUUAUCACCUAUCAAAAUCCCGUUGAAGAGAAGCGCGUGGUGGUUUUAGGUCAAUCAAUUUUGUUAGAACUUGGAGGUGCUGUGGCCAGCUACGAUUUUAGGACCGAGUGGGCCUUUUUGGACGUGAAGGAUAUUGAUAGAGAGAAGAAAGUGGUCGCACCGCAACCACAUUCCGAUCUUUUCGAUCAUAUCUUUCACCUGAACGAUGGGAAAAGCAAAAACGGAAGCUCCCCCGCGAAGAGGACGUAAGAUGGACGACAGCAAUGCAACAAGUUGAAUUGAUCGGGAAGUGACAAAGAAUGUACAGGGGAAAAUCUGUCACUUUUUGCCGUUACGGCACCUACUUAUCUAACUGCCAC
Molecule: messenger RNA, 2299 nt
Organism: Pseudo-nitzschia multistriata
Lineage: Eukaryota; Bacillariophyta; Bacillariophyceae; Bacillariales; Bacillariaceae
Source: the annotation of a GenBank genome assembly